Molecule: messenger RNA, 9381 nt
Organism: Cladocopium goreaui
Lineage: Eukaryota; Dinophyceae; Suessiales; Symbiodiniaceae
Source: the annotation of a GenBank genome assembly
AUGGCUGCCUACAACGCCGAAGAAUUCAUCGGCGAGGCCAUUGAUAGUGUUCUCCAGCAGACCUACCCCCACUGGGAACUUCUUGUUGUUGAUGACGGUUCGAAAGAUCGCACCAAGGAAAUCGUCAACGAAUACUCGCAGCGCGACUCUCGCGUGCGAUUGAUCACUAUCAACCAUGGCGGAGCAAGCGGCGCCCGUAAUGCGGGUAUGCGUGAAGCGCAAUAUCCUUGGGCCGCUGUGCUCGACGCCGAUGAUGUCGCCCUGCCCCAACGCUUUCAAGUGCAAAUCGAAGCUGCCGAAGCCGAUCCCGAGGUUGUGCUGUGGGGCAGCUAUUCACAAGACAUUGGUCCGCAAGGGCAACGCGGUGCGCUGCACAAGUCGGGACCCACUUCGCGGGAAGAGUUUCAGAAGCUUCGCGAGAAUGGCGAACCGGUGGUGUUGCGGAACUCGACGAUUCUCUUCCGCCGCGACCUGGCAUUGGAAAUCGGUGGGUUCGAUUCCCGGCUUGAGCCAUGCGAAGACUUGGAUUUUUGGGAUCGCAUGGCCGAACACGGACCUGUGAUGACCCUGACCGACAACCUGGUGCUUUAUCGUCGGCACGACGGAAGCAUCACCAACCAACGCUUUGAGGCCGGCUUGAAGGUCACUCGUUUUGUAGAGGAACGCAACCGAGCUCGGCUGAAGAAUGAAACCGUCGACUGGGAGACGUUCUCGAAGAAUUACGAUGCUGCAGGCUUUCCCACCCGAGUUACACGCCGCAUUGACUCAGCCGGCAGGUUCUUUGGACGACAAGCAGUGGCCGCCCACACCGAAAAGCGGCCCGUGCGUGCAGUGGCAUUGUUAUUAGCCGCGACGGCUUUAUGCCCGCGAAUCAUGUUGACGCGCAUUUGGAAGCAACGCGCGCGAGAAGGAACCAUCAUGCGUCACUUUGGCCGUAGCCUUCGACGUAAGCAGAGCCGGCUUCGCUCCAACCUGCGAAAUCGCACGACCCUUGGGCACACCUCCUGCCAUGUCGAACCUCUCGAAGUACGAGCCCUGCUGGCCAUCAACACCAUCUAUGCGGUGAACACGGGUGGCCCGGAAGUGAUCGCCCCCGACUCGACGGUGUGGGAGGAAGAUUCGACGGCUGUCCCCAGCAUCUACUCCAACCAAUCGACGGCCGGCAGCCUGACGUUCACCACGGGCAAUCCGAUUGACACUUCGGCCAUUGCCGCCGAGAUUCCACCGUCGAUCUUCAGCAGCGAACGCUACGGCGUAGGCGGCGUUCCUAUGGAGUGGGACUUCCCGGUCACCGCCGGCAACUACGAAGUGCGUUUGUAUUUCUCGGAAAACUACGACGGCAACUGGGCCGUUGGCGCCCGCAUGUUCGAUGUGACGAUCGAAGGGCAGUUGGUGCUCGACAACUACGACGUGUUUGCCCAGGCCGGUGCAGAAACGGGCAUUAUGGAGUCGUUCAUCGUCUCCAGUGACGCGAACUUAGAUAUCGACUUCGGUUCGGUGGCGGAAAACCCGGCCAUUAAGGGAAUCGAGAUUCUUGAGAUCAUUGAGCCCAGCGUGCUCAACUCCUCGGCCACCGCUCUCGGCUUCGGCGAUGUCCUAAUCGAUCAAACCGACGAUCAACAGAUUACACUAACAAACCUGGGCGGAGUCGGUGAUCCUGCCAUCACCAUUAGCUCGACCACGAUCACAGGCUCGGCGUCUUUCACCGAUGAUUUCAACGAUGUAGCGGGCGUGGUGCUGGCUCCCGGCCAGUCGACUACGAUCUCGGUUACCUUCGCGCCUACGACGGAAGGUGCUGCGGCCGCGACGUUGGAAAUCGCUCACUCGGGUGCGAACUCUCCGAUCAAUGUGUCGCUCACGGGAGAGGGAACCGAGCCGCAGAUUGGCACCUCGCUCAUCCGCAUCAAUGCGGGUGGCCCUGCCAUUGGUAAUCCGGAAUGGGCUGAAGAUUCGGCAUCGAACCCCUCCCCGCUCAGUAAUUCCGUAGCUGCCAUCAGCCAGACCUUUGCGACGGGCACCGCGAUCGACAUGAGCGAUCCUUCGAUUCCGGUGGGAACCCCGGCCGCACUCUUCCAGUCCGAGCGUUCGGACACGAUCCCGGGCGACCCAAUGGAAUGGGACAUCCCGGUAACCGCCGGCCCCUAUGAAGUGCGACUGUACUUUGCAGAAAUCUUCGAAGGGAACGCCUCGGUUGGCGCCCGCAUCUUCGAUGUUUCGAUUGAAGAUCAAUUGGUGCUCGACGACUACGACAUCUUCGAAGACGUUGGUGCGUUCGCGGGUGUUGUGAAGACGUUCCAGGUUUCGAGUGAUGGCAAUCUCGAUAUCGAUUUUGGUCAGGUAGUCGAGUUGCCCUCGAUCAAGGCGAUCGAAAUCGUUUCGCUGCAAGAGUCCAACGCCCUGUUCGUCGACGCGCAGGCGAUCGAGUUUGGCUCUAUCUGGACAUCCAGCCCGACCAUUCGCCCCAUCACCGUGACCAACGCUGGUUUUGAGGGCGAUCCUUCGAUCACCAUCAAUUCAACCACCAUCACCGGGUCGACGGCCUUCAUCGAUAACUUCGACGACGUGAACGGGGCGGUACUCGCUCCAGGUGAAUCGAUCGUGAUCGGGGUGACGUUUGCCCCCGACGCCGAGGCUGCUUUCCAAGGCGUGCUGGAGAUUCAGCACUCUGGCCAGAACAACCCUGUAACCGUUGACCUCUCUGGCACCGGUACCGACAUCGCGCCGGUGGGCUUUGGUAAGAGCAUCCUCGGUGGUGUCGCUGCCCCCGAUAGCCCGACUUCGUUGCAGUGGGGUCCCGAUGGGCGGCUCUAUGUGGCCUUCCAAGACGGCACGAUCAAUAUCUACUCCGUUGUGCGCAACGGCAGCAAUGACUACUCGUCCACGCUCGAUGAGUCGAUUACCCUGGUGAAGGACAUUCCGAACCAUGACGAUGACGGAACGCCCAACCCCAAUGUGAAUGACCGCCUCGUCACCGGAAUUAUGAUCGCAGGGACAGCGCAGAGCCCGAUCAUUUACGCCACCUCCGGCGAUCCGCGGAUUGGUGCCGGUCCUGACGGUGAAGACCUGAACCUGGAUACCAACUCCGGCACGCUGUCGCGGCUUACCUGGGAUGGUUCGCAAUGGUCGAAGGUUGACCUCGUUCGCGGUUUGCCCCGCUCGGAAGAGAAUCACAAUGUGAACGGGCUCGUGCUCGACGAAAGCACGAACACGAUCUACCUCACGUCCUCGGGUAACACCAACAACGGUGCCCCUUCCUUCAACUUUGCCUACCUUGCUGAGUACGCCUACUCAACGGCGAUUCUGUCGGUCGACAUGAAUGUGAUCGACGCCCUACCCGACUUGGUUGACGUGAACGGCACGGUCUACAAGUACAACCUGCCGACUCUAGACGACGAAGAUCGCGAUUUCGAUGGCAAUGGAAGCGAUGAGGACCUUGCUAACGGCUACCAAGAUGUUUUCGGCGGUAACGACGGCAAGAACCAAGCCUAUAUCGACCCCAAUAGCCCGGUACAGAUUUACUCUCCGGGGUACAGAAACCCCUACGACAUUGUUCUCACGCAGAAUGGCAACCUGUACACCAUCGAUAAUGGUGCCAACGCCGGCUGGGGCGAUGUGCCGAUUAUCGAUCCGGAAACGGGGCUGGCGACCAACGAACCUAACGAGCCGGGCGAAACGGUUCUCGACAACCUGCACUUUAUCUCGGGCCCUGGCUAUUACGGUGGUCACCCCAACCCGACGCGUGCGAACCCCGACAACACGUUCAAUCCCACGAAUCCCCAGUCGCCUAUCGCGUUGGUGGGUGGCAAUGCGAUUGAAAGCUUCUUCGCUGUUCCGCAGGCAGACACUGGUUCGAUGGCCGUGUUUGGCUCUUCGACCAAUGGGUUGACGGAAUAUACCGCCAGCAACUUUGGUGGUGCGAUGCAAGGUGAUCUGCUCACCGCGAACUACUUCGGUGGCAACAGCAUCACACGACUGAGUCCCGAUGAAACCGGUGCGGCCCUCGACUUGAACGAAGUUCUGUUCUCCAACGUAGGCGUAGCCCCGCUGGACGUGACGGCCAUCGGCGACAACGGCCCGUUCCCUGGCACGAUCUGGGUGGUGGAUUGGUUCACCGGAGAUGUGAUCGCCUUUGAGCCGAAUGAUUACGAAGGUGGCGGUGGCGGACCCAUCGAUCUGAACGAUCUUGAUGGCGACGGUUACACGAAUGACGACGAAAUUGCCAACGGCACGAAUCCCAACAGCGCCGCGGAUGUACCGGCCGACAACGAUCUGGAUUUCAUUUCCGAUCUGCUGGACGACAACGACGACAAUGACGCGUUGUUGGAUGUUGAAGAUCCGUUCGCCAUCGAUCCCGACAACGGGCUGACGACCACGCUCGGCGUGGCUUACGGUUGGGAGAACGACGAAGCGAGCCCCGGUGGACUUCUGAACUUGGGCUUCACCGGGCUGAUGAUUAAUGGCCAAGACAAUUACAAAGAUCUCUUCAACAUUCAGAACCUCACCGCGGGUGGUGCCGCGGGUGUGCUCACCCUGGACUUGAUCAGCGAGGGAGAUGCGAUUGGCCUGACCAACACGCAGGAACAAGCCUUCCAGUUCGGUGUGAACGUCAGCGGCGAGACAACACCCUUUACCGCCCACACGAGAAUUCUGGCCCCAUUUGCAGGCAUCACCCCUGAAGGCGACCAGUCGAUGGGCUUCUUCAUCGGCAAUGGUGACCAGGACAACUACAUCAAGUUCGUCGUCUCGGCCAAUGGCGGUGCAGGCGGACUGCAAACAGUCUCCGAAGUUGGCGGUGUUGUGACUGGCGGCACCCUCACUCCCAUGUCUCUGGCCGGAAUCGGCUAUAUCGACCUUUACCUGACCGUCGAUCCCGUUGCCCUCACAGUACAGGCCAGUUACUCGAUCACCUCGGGCGGAGAGACCGGACCGCAAACAACCCUCGGCACCCCGUUAAGCGUUCCCAGUGCAUGGCUCAACGGCCCCACUGCUAUGGCGGUGGGAGUUAUUUCGACAUCGGUUGGACCAGCCCCUGCAUUCUCUUCGACAUGGGACUUCCUCAAUGUUCUGUCUGACGAGGUGGCCGAGCCGGGCAGCUUGGUGGUAACGCCCGCGACGGUGGCUCCGUUCAGCGUCGAAGUUGGCGCAACGGGCACGCAGGAAAUUACGCUCAGCAACGUGGGUGAUCCUGGCGAUGCGGAUAUCACUAUCCUGACGACAACCAUCGUAGGAGCGGCGGCAUUCACCGACGACUUCAACGACGCAUCGAUCAUUGUGUUGGCGCCAGGCGAGUCGACGGUGAUUACCGUUGCCUUCGCCCCCACGACCGUUGGUCAGCAGAAUGCCACGAUUGAAAUCGCUCAUUCCGGGGUCAACACCCCUAUCAGUUUGGCCCUAACCGGCACCGGCACGGCUUCCAGUGGCGGAACUUCCAUCAUCCGCAUCAAUGCCGGCGGUCCAGCGGUUGGAACGCCCGAGUGGUCGGCCGACUCUACGGCCAGUCCAUCAUCGUUUAGCAAUGUGACCGCCGCCCAAAGCCAGGCUUACACGGCCGGCGAAGCGAUCGAUGUCUCCGAUCCUUCCAUUCCCGCGGGAACACCCGCAAGCAUCUUCGCCACCGAGCGCUACGAUUUGAUUGGCGGAGCGGAGAUGCAAUGGGACAUUCCGGUCACCGCAGGCCUGUACGAAGUGCGGCUUUACUUUGCUGAAACGUACGCAGGAAAUGCGGUGUUGGGCGCACGCGUGUUCGACGUGUUGAUUGAAAACCAGUUGGUGCUCGACAACUACGACGUGUUCGCCGACGUCGGUGGCUUCACGGGCGUGAUGAAGUCGUUCAUCGUCUCCAGCGAUGCCAAUUUGGACAUCGACUUCGCCCGCGUGACAGAAAACCCGGCAUUGAAGGGUAUCGAGAUCGUCCAGAUCGCUGAGACCGAUACGCUCAGCAGUUCGGCCGCUUCACUCAAUUUCUCGACCGUCGAAAUUGGAGAGACGGGCACCCAGCAAAUCACACUCACGCAUGUGGGCAGCUUGAGUGACCCCGACAUCACGAUUUCGUCGACCGCCAUCACUGGUUCGGUCGCGUUCACCGACGACUUCGACGAUAUCAAUGGUGUGGUGCUGGCUCCCGGCGAGUCGGUCGUCGUUACGGUCUCGUUCGAUCCGACGGAAGCGGGCCUACAAACCGCCAAUCUUCAGGUCGUCCACUCGGGGCUGAACAGUCCGAUCAGCAUCCCACUGCAAGGCACCGGCACAACGCCGUCUGUGGGAACUUCGCUCAUUCGCAUCAACGUUGGUGGCCCCGCGGUCGGUACCCCCGAGUGGUCGGCCGAUUCGACGGCCACCCCAUCGACAUUCAGCAACGUGGCGGCGGCGCAAAGCCUGACUUACACCGCCGGUGAAGCGAUCAACGUCACCGAUCCUUCGAUUCCGGUGGGAACCCCGGCCAGUAUCUUCUCGACCGAGCGGUACGACCUCAUCGCUGGGGAAGAGAUGCAAUGGGAUAUUCCAGUCACGGCGGGUCAGUAUGAGGUACGUCUUUACUUUGCUGAGACCUACGGUGGCAAUGCCGUCAUCGGUGGUCGAGUGUUCGAUGUACUCAUCGAGAACCAGCUUGUGCUCGACAACUACGAUGUGUUCGCCGAUGUCGGUGGUUUCACGGGUGUGAUGAAGUCGUUCAUCAUCACCAGUGACACGAACCUGGAUAUCGACUUCGCCCGAGUGACCGAGAAUCCGGCACUCAAGGGUAUUGAGAUCAUUCAGAUCACCGACAGCGAAGAAUCGGAGUUGGGCACUUCGGCCACGGUACUCGACUUCGUUGGGGUUGAAGUUGGGCAGACUCCAACCCAGCAGAUCACGCUCACGAACCUGGGCGAGGUUGGCGAUCCAUCGAUCACGAUAGCCUCGACGGUGAUCACCGGAUCGACGGCCUUCACCGAUGAUUUCGACGACAUUAACGGUAUUGUGCUCGCCCCAGGUGAGUCGACGGUAAUCACGGUGACUUUCGCCCCCACCGUCGGUGGAGCAGCCGCGGCCGACCUCACGAUCACCUACGACGGCGAGACCUCGCCGCUGAUCAUUCCUCUGAGCGGGCUGGCAAACACCGUCGGUUCGACGAGUGCGGCACUGUUUGAAAUCAACCCAGGCAACGCGAUCAACAGCAGCACGUUCCUGGCGAGUUCGUUCAUCAUUGAGAAUCUCUCGCCCAAUGGCCAGAACAUCACCUCGGUGCAGCUCAACCUGUCGACGGCUAUUCUGCCUGAUAUGGUGUUCGAUCCGCUUGGUAAUGCGGGCGACCUCACCUUCAAAGACCUGACGGCCGAUUCGUCGGGUCCUCUCGUGGGGCUUGGCACGCACAGCUACAGUGGUGCUCACGAUGGCGGGUUCGAUAUUCUGACGAUCCCCUUCAGCGACUUUGGUCCGGGCGAGAGCUUUGAGUUCUCCCUCGAUGUCGAUCCAACAAGCAUUACGGGGGUUCCCAGCCCUGGUCCUCAAGAGUCGGGUUCGGUCAGUGGGCUGGAACUGGUGGGAGCCACCGUGACGAUCGUCUUCGACGACGGUUCGACUCAUACGGCCCAGGUUUAUCGCACUCCAGCAAGCAAUGGAGCCUCUGAGAAUAUCGUUCGUGCUGAAACCCUCGCUCAGCCAACGGUCGAAUUGGUAGGCACGCCUUACAGCCCAACGUUGGAAACCAGUGAAGUGAACCAAACGGUCCGCAUCACGGGGCCCGUGGGCGCUAGCGUUUCUCUGUUGAUGGUUGAAAGCGGGCUCUUCACCGAUGGACUGCCCGGUGGCGGGUUCGAUAUCGACCCGUUCGAAACCAACACCGCGUUGGGUGUACAAGAGUUCCAAGCCACGAUCGGUGCCGGCGGAUUUGUCGAUAUCCCGGUCACCUUGAUGAACACGAACGCCAACGGUGGAUUGAACUCGCUCGUGGCGGUCAUUCGCGACACCGACGGACACACUGGGCCGCUCUCGCCGCCACUUGCCGUGCAGGUGGUGGAGGCGACAAGCAAUACCACGCCCUCGGUCGAUUCGCCCAUCGGUUCGAUUGAGGUCACCGAGAAUGAUCCCAGCACUACAAUCGAUCUGACAAGCGUGUUCAGCGAUGUUGAAGACGGCACGAAUCUGACGUUCACGGUCGAGAGUAAUUCGAACCCGACGUUGGUCGAUGCAUCGAUCGUCUCGGGUACACUCACGCUCGACUAUCUGGCCAACCAAACGGGUACGGCCACCAUCGUCGUGCGGGCGACCGACUCAGGUGGGCUGUUUGUUGAAGACACGAUUACGGUCACCGUCAAUCCGGAAAUCGUCGUGCCCAGCAUUCUGCCGAGCACCCCGGGUUACUACGACCCAGCUACGGCAAUGUUUGGCCUGCGAAGCGAGUUCUCGGCCGGACCGGCCGACGUGGCGAGCUUCAACUUUGGUAUGCCUGGGUGGAUCCCCAUCGUUGGCGACUGGGAUGGGGACGGGGAUGAUACCGUGGGCUUGUACAAUCCCACCACGGCUACCUUUUACUUGAACAAUGGUCACGAUGGAACCGCAGAUAUUCCGGCCUUCAACUAUGGUGUGCCGGGGUGGAUUCCGAUUGCGGGCGACUGGGAUGGGGACGGGAUCGAUACGAUCGGCGUGUUCUAUCCCGAUGCCGCCGUGUUCUUCAUGCGAAAUUCGAAUGACAGCGGAGUCGCGGAUAUCGCCUUGGCAUACGGCGGGGCAAACUGGAAGCCGGUAGUUGGCGACUGGGACGGUGACGGCAUCGACACCAUCGGGGUCUUCGAACCUACGGCCGCCACGUGGUUCCUUCGCAAUUCCAACAGUGCCGGAAGCCCUGACAUCGCCCCGUUCACCUACGGCGGAGCGAACUGGACGCCGCUGGUUGGCGACUGGAACGCCGACGGAGUCGACUCGAUCGGCAUUUGGAAUCCGGCCAGUGCCGAGUUCUAUCUCCGGAAUACGAAUGGCUCCGGAGCACCCGACAUCGGGCCAUUCGUCUACGGCACCCCGGGCAAUGUCCCGAUCGUCGGCAACUGGGUUACCGCACCGGAGCUCCUUAGUCUGGCGGCCCCCACAACUAGCUUCAGCGAGCUUGCGUUCGCUACCUUAAGUGUGGAGCCAACGCCUACCGCUGUUGCAAGCGAACCUGCCGUGCCAGCCGACCUGGUCUUCGCCGAGAUUGAUGAAGAAGAAGUAAUCGUCUCAGAACCGCAGACGACCAAGCCGACCACAACCAAGCUUUCGGGCACGUUCGUCGGACCGGUACCUUCGAGCACGACGACUGAAGCCGACGACGUGGAAGACAGCCUGGCCAAGUCGAUCAUGAAGACGCUCCGCAGCCGCAGCUCGCUGAAUCGGGUUACCGACCUCGUGCUGAAAAGCUUGUAUAAGUAA